Molecule: messenger RNA, 3521 nt
Organism: Scomber scombrus (Atlantic mackerel)
Lineage: Eukaryota; Metazoa; Chordata; Actinopteri; Scombriformes; Scombridae
Gene: acot11b
Product: acyl-CoA thioesterase 11b
Exons: 16
Coding region: 203-1957 (584 amino acids)
Cellular component (GO): extracellular exosome
Molecular function (GO): lipid binding; thiolester hydrolase activity
Source: RefSeq, a predicted model, not a curated record
GUGUGUGUGUGUGUGUGUGUGUGUGUGUGUGUGUGUGUUUUAUGGUGAGGAAUGGGUGAAAUGGACAGAGCAACAGUGCGGCUCGCAGACUGCUCAUUCAUCGCUGGUUCAUAUGGCUUGUGGCCGACAUUAAUUCGCACUUGAGGGACUUUAUCUCGACUUCAACUUCAGCAGUAACUCCUAAACUGCACGGCUGUGCAUCAUGACGUCUGAGGGGAAAGAUGCUGACACUGUGCAGGACCCGCUAUUCAUUCUUGAGAGUGGGGAAGUGUACAGAAACCCCACAGAAGUGAAGAUGAGUCAGAUUGUGCUGCCGUGCCAUGCCAACCACUGUGGGGAGCUCAGUGUUGGACAGCUGCUGAAGUGGAUGGACUCCACCGCCUGCCUGUCCGCUGAGAGACACUCAGGAUGUUCUUGUGUCACUGCCUCUGUGGACGACAUCCAUUUUGAGCACACCAUAGGGGUGGGAAAGGUUGUCAACAUAAUAGCAAAGGUCAACAGAGCCUUCACGUCAAGUAUGGAGGUAGGCAUAUUGGUGACUUGUGAAGACCUCUAUACCGCCAGGCAGUGGAGAGUUUGCCAUGCCUUUGCCACCUUUGUUGCCAGACGAACUGAAGCUGGGAAGGUACAGCUGAAGCAGGUGAUCCCUCACACACAGAUGGAGCAGAUGGAGUACAGCCUGGCAGCAGAGCGGAGGAGAAUGAGGCUCAUCCAUGCUGAGAUCAUUACAGACCUACUGAGCAGCAGCACAGCUCAACUGGGAGAAUGCCAGGAGUAUCAGGACGCCAUGCCAGCUGAGCGCACACGGGUGGAAAGUGUGGAGCUAGUGCUACCACCCCAUGCCAACCACCAAGUUAGCACCUUUGGGGGGCAAAUCAUGGCCUGGAUGGAGAAUGUAGCUACAAUUGCAGCAAGUCGCUUGUGUAACGCUCAUCCAACCUUGAGGACCAUAGACAUGUUUCAUUUUCGUGGCCCGUCUCACAUUGGCGACCGACUAGUAUUGAAAGCCAUUGUUAACAACGCCUUCAAGCACAGUAUGGAGGUGGGUGUCUGUGCAGAGGCCUACAAGGGUGGAGAACCUCUGCGUCAUAUAAAUAGUGCCUUUAUGACCUUUGAGGUACUGGACAGUGAUAGGAAACCAUGCACACUGCCACGGAUUCGACCUGAGCCUGUGGAUGGAAACAGACGUUAUAAAGAAGCCGUUGCAAGAAAGAAGAUUCGUCUUGAUAGGAAAUACAUUAUCUCCUGCAAGCAAACCGAGGUGCCUCUGUCUGUACCUUGGGAUCCAAGUAACCAGAUGUACCUGAGCUACAAUAAUGUAUCAGCACUGAAACUGAUGGAUACCAGAAACAACUGGGUGUUAACCUCUGAGAAAAAUAAGGUCAGACUAUACACACUGGAGGAAAACCAGGUGUUGUGUUUCAAGGUAGAGAUGCACGUCAGUGUCCCAGCAGAGCAGACGUUCCACCUGUUGUCAGACCUGAGGAGGAGAAAGGAGUGGGACCAACAUUACAAGGAGUGUGAGGUGAUCACCCAGGCAGAUGAGGAUGACACCCUUUAUCGCGUAGCUACACCCUCUGUCAGAAAAGGGGGCAAGGGCAAGGACUUCAUUUUACUGGCAUCUAGGAGGAAGCCAUGUGACUUCAGGGACCCAUAUCUGAUCGCUCUGCGUUCUGUCACUUUGCCCACUCACCCUCCCACGGAGGACUACACCAGGGGAGAGGUGCUCUGCGCUGGCUUCACAAUCUGGGAAGAGUCCAGUACUGUCACCAAGAUCACUUACUACAACCAGGCCACACCAGGUGUCCUUCCCUACAUUUCCACAGACAUCGCUGGACUCUCAUCUGGCUUUUACAAUGCUUUUUCCGCCUGUAGCCAUUUCCUGGAGGCCAACAAGCCGCCCUCUGCACUGCAACACAACUGUGCUACCAUAGUCUCUCUGGAAAAGGAGAAAUAGCAUCCUGUCAGACUUCAUUUCACCUCUGUUGUGGAAGUGCUGUGCUCCUUUAAGAAGCCACAGUUGAAUGUAACUGCCCCACUCUGAGAUUACAAACGUCUUUGCAAUGGAUUAUAGGUUGUUUGUAACUCUUUAAACCUGAGUUCAUACUUUAUGACUUUAUCCAUUCUGAAAAUGCGAGACAUGCUCUCUAAAAAGGCUGAAGAAAUACAGCGUUCGCUUUUUAAGAACCUGCUGCUUAUUCUCAGCCAGAUUAAUAAGUGUGAAGCAAGAGUGCAAAAUGUUUCUCUUGGAUUUUAAGCUCCUUAGGUUUUUAUUAGAGCCAGUAAACUAUGGUUCACUUUCUGUGCAAUACUAACUUAUACAUAAAUCAUAUUUUGGUACAUAGUUUUAAAUAUUUAACACAACUUUUGCAAUCUGUUAUCUUGAGAGAACCAUGUUUUUAAUGGUAUGACCAGUCUAUUGAGAAAAUAAUAUGAGGAUAAAACUAGUUUAAGCUGACAGCCUCCUUUUGUAAUAGUUUAUGUUCUACCUCCUGUCAGAGUCAAGUUUUUAAAAUAUUAAAAAUUUAAAAUAUAAGUUAAGAUGUACAUUUAGUGUGUAAUAAUGUUGCUUUAGAAAACAAUGUACAGUUUUAGAGAAAGUAACUUGAACUGAUUAUAACAUGUGGACAUUAAAUGUCUUGAUUUAACUGAAGCAAUAAGUACAAUAGACCAGUGGAUUUAGCUCAUUUAAGCUGUUGUUUUGGUUUCCCCCCUCCCUCCCCUCUGCAUUCCUACCAUUCCUCAACCAAUUUUCAUGUACACAAAACAAAAACAAAACACAGCUUGCAGUUGUAUCCCACUGUAACUGUGAUGUUAGUUUUGUAAUAGGUGUAGACCAGCUGGGGAGUUUAAUGGAGUAUGAGCGAAACAGUCAGCUCUAAUCCUUGUCUGCCCUCUAACCCUCUGACUGGGGCUUAUGGGAGAAGGUGGCUCUGCUUGCUUUCCAGGUAUUGUGUUUGUUCCAUGAUCAUCCUGUUAUGCUCUCACCGCUUCCUGGUUUUAGAGCAACAGCAUAAGCGAAUGCAUCUGCGUUCAAAAAUAUCUGUAAUCCCCUCCUAAUUUCUCCUAGUCUUCACGAAUUUUAGGUAAAUUGAUGAAACCCUGGCAGCUGCUCAGUAAUCCUGCAGAAUAAAUCUGUCCAAAGAAAACAUGGAUGAGUCUUGUUUGGUUUGGCAGAACGACUCUCGCUGCCAGUUCACACUGCACUGCAGGUCACUGAACAGCAUCUGAUGUGUGCUAUUCUUGUUAAAGGGGCCGGUCAGUGAGGCAAGCUGCGCCCCCCCCCCCCCCACAACCAUAGGGUCAUCAUCACUGCCCACUCUCAAGUCUUCCUCCAAGUUCAUCUCAGCAUUACUGGAUGAAUGAUGUGGUUUAAAGUGGCAUAAAUCUAAAAAAAAAAAGAAAAGAAAAGUUAUUUGUGUUCAAUCAAGGCACUAUGAUACUCAAAAUCUUAGCCAAUAUAAAAAUGAAUAAAUAUCCUAAAGCAGUAGUUACUGAAUGUUGAAUAAAUGGAUAAAGAA